CAACCAACCAACCAAUCACCCACCCGCCAUAGCCAUUCUACGCAUUUACUCUUCCGCCAUGGUUCAUCGCCGUGGAAUGAGGUUCUGCUGCUGCGGAGUACCCCUCAUCAACAUCGGCGCCUACUUCAUCCUCAUCGAGAAUGCCCUUCUCGGAGGCGCCAUCGCCGUCCUGGCCUUUGUGCCGCCACAGAUUGUCGCCCUCAUGGGCGCCGUGCCAACAUGGUCCAAGUUCAUUGUAGGCAUUCUCGGCAUCGCUGUCCUCUUAUGGCAGCUCCUUGGCCUCAUCGCCAUCUCCAAGGAGAAACCCGGAAUUUACCGCACUUACAUUCGCAUCAACUUCAUCCUCACACUCGCCACCGUCGCCGCAUCUGCUACGUUCAUCACCGUGGGCGCGGUCCAACACACCAAGACGGUCAACUCGUGUGUAGCCAGCUUUGGUGCGACACCCCAGUCGGAGUCAACAGCGCAGCUCGUCGCUCCAUCUGGUACCGUCGGCAAUGUCGGUCGGGACAUCUGCAACGUCUUCAUCUGGAUCCAAGUUGGCCUCAUGGGGCUGCUCGUCGCAUUAAUUGGCCUGACACAGUUCUACAUGUGCUAUGCGCAACGAUCAUAUGGACAGCAACAAAGGGAUGCUGCACGAGACUGGAAAGCUCUCAAAGGCGAAGAGAUUCCACUCGCAAGCUGGGAGCACCACGCUUGAGUUCAGGCGCAGCACUCGGGUCCUUUGCAAUCAGACCGACCUGUGCCAUGCCGCAUACGACUGGAGAGAUAUAGACGAUGAACAUUCCAGAUGGAAAUCAUGUUCCACCGCAUACACGGACAAUUUUGCCACUCGCAUGCUCGACGUAACCACCCAUUGUACUUUUAGGCACGAGUUUUACCAUAUUCUGUAUCCUUAAUCUACACUUCUCCCCUACAAUGGACGUUCAGGCUUUUUCAAC
Messenger RNA from Tilletiaria anomala UBC 951, 941 nucleotides. RefSeq lists its product as uncharacterized. The transcript has 3 exons. Bases 59 to 700 code for a protein of 213 amino acids. The record is from RefSeq and is a predicted model, not a curated record. NCBI's taxonomy places the organism in Eukaryota, Fungi, Basidiomycota, Exobasidiomycetes, Georgefischeriales, Tilletiariaceae.